Molecule: messenger RNA, 1600 nt
Organism: Telopea speciosissima
Lineage: Eukaryota; Viridiplantae; Streptophyta; Magnoliopsida; Proteales; Proteaceae
Product: probable protein phosphatase 2C 10
Exons: 6
Coding region: 365-1216 (283 amino acids)
Biological process (GO): protein dephosphorylation
Cellular component (GO): cytosol; nucleus
Molecular function (GO): protein serine/threonine phosphatase activity
Source: RefSeq, a predicted model, not a curated record
CGAUUCCUCUUUCUUCAUUGUUGAUAAUACUUUAUGUAUCUUGAGAGUGGAAAGGUUUUACAUGUUCUCACCUUCUCACUUUUCUUUGUUUCUUUAUUUCCAUUUAUCAUUUUAUAGUUAUAAUAAUACUUGUGGGAACGAAGAAGACGAAGAAGAACACCCAGCUCAUCAAUGAUAUUUCUUCUGCCUUGUAUUCUAAAGUAAGGAGAUUGGCAGAUCGGGGAGAGAAUAUCUAAGUUUGUGAAAUUCGGGGACAUAACGUGAUUUGGAGGUGGGUUUUGUCUGAAAUUUCGAUUGGAGGUUUUUACCAGAGUUGGUAGAUGUUGAGAAUUUAGUGCAAGAGGUAGAGGUGGUGGUAAUUUAUAUGGAUAAAUUAUGCUGCUUUAAUGCUGCCUAUUCUCAGCUCGUAGGAGCACAGUCCACAAGUGGCUCCGGUAAGGGGAGAAGCAGUCAGGGUCCAAUCAAGUAUGGAUUUAACCUCGUGAAAGGGAAAGCAAAUCAUCCCAUGGAGGAUUAUCACGUUGCUAAGUAUGUUCAUAUCAAAGGACAUGAGCUUGGGCUGUUUGCAAUUUAUGAUGGUCAUUUGGGGGAUAGUGUACCGGCUUACUUACAAAAGCAUUUGUUUCCGAAUAUCCUAAAGGAGGAAGAGUUUUGGACUGACCCCAAUAGGUCCAUUUCGAAAGCCUAUGAGAGGACUGACCAAGCAAUUCUUUCUCAUAGUCCUGACCUUGGACGUGGUGGGUCUACAGCUGUUACUGCAAUUGUCAUAAACGGUCAAAAGUUAUGGAUAGCCAAUGUUGGAGAUUCACGGGGAGUUCUUUCAAGUGGGGGUCAGGCAAUACAGAUGACUACAGAUCAUGAGCCCAGCACUGAAAGAGGCAGCAUUGAGAACAAGGGUGGCUUUGUCUCAAACAUGCCAGGCGAUGUCCCUAGAGUGAAUGGCCAGUUGGCAGUUUCUCGUGCCUUCGGCGAUAAGAGCCUAAAAUCACAUUUGCGUUCAGAUCCUGACGUACAACAUGCCGAUAUUGAUAGCAAUACUGAUCUUCUCAUUCUUGCAAGUGAUGGACUCUGGAAGGUAAUGGGUAAUCAGGAGGCAGUUGAUAUUGCAAUAAAGAUCAAGGACCCACAGAGGGCGGCUAAGCAGCUGACAGCUGAAGCAGUAAAUAGAGACAGUAAAGAUGACAUAUCUUGUGUUGUUGUACGGUUUAGAGGGUAAAGCAUGAGAGAAUUAUUACGGCUGCGAUAUAUACCCUAGGAAUUGCUUUCGUGGAAGCCAAUCUAUCGAUCAACAGCCAUUAAGGGAUUCGUCCCGAGUAGGAUGGUCACCAUGAAAACCCAGCAUAAUUAUGAAACUACUCCACAAAAAGGUUAUCUCAUUCCCCUUCUCUGCCCCCUUGUAUAUUUAUUGUCCUAGGUUGUGUGGUUUGAUAUUGUUUGAUUUCUUCCAACAUAUGAAAGCAAUCUGGUGUAUACCAUCAGCUCCCCCUUUUUUUUCUUAAUUAAUUUUUUUAAUCUCCAAAGGACCGCAGAGCUGUGUGUAGUGGACAGGCAGGAUAUUUUUUUUUUUAAUUAGUGAAUGGAAAGUAUGGUUUUGUGUUCA